Molecule: messenger RNA, 927 nt
Organism: Closterium sp. Naga37s-1
Lineage: Eukaryota; Viridiplantae; Streptophyta; Zygnematophyceae; Desmidiales; Closteriaceae
Source: the annotation of a GenBank genome assembly
AUGGCGACCAUCGCAGCUGGAACAGCCGUCCCCACAGCAGCGCUCACUGCCAGCAGAGCAGCUUCCGCCGCUUCCGCCUCCACCAGCUUCGCCCGCUCCGCCGUCCCCGCGCCUCUCCCCGCUCCCCUCUCCGCCGCUCCCCGCGCGGUUCGCACCCACCUCCUCCGCUGCCGCGCUGCUGCUGUCGAGGACGGAGCCGUGAAGGAGGUGGCGGUUGAGGCAGAGGAGCUGAGCAAUGGCGCAGCUGUGGCCGCGCCGACAGUGGACGAGGUGCAGUCCCUGCUGAUGGAGGUGCAGUCCCUGUUGAUGGAGCUUUGCGACGAGACUCACAUCGCCGAGCUUAAGGUCAAGGUCGGCGCCUUCUCCCUGCACGUCAAGCGGGACGUGGAUGGCAGCAUCGGGCAUGCCGUGGCUGCUGCUGAGGCCUCCGCCGCGGCCGCCGCGGCUCCUGUGGUGUACGCUGCGCCAGUGCCCGCCUUCCCCAUGGCGGAGUCCCUCCCUGCCGCGGAGCCUGUGGCGGAGGUGGCUGCUGAGCCUGAGAAGCCCAAGGACGAGGGCCUUGUCUAUGUCACGUCCCCCCGGGUGGGUAUCAUGCGACGUGGCAAGCUGUACAAGGGCAAGCACGGCCGGCCAAUUGUGCUCGAGGGAGCGGUGGUGAAGAAGGGGCAGGCCAUGUGCUUCCUGGAGCAGCUGGGCACCAACCUCACGAUCGAGGUGGGCGUGGGAGAGGGUGGGAUAGGGCACUCAUUGGUCACCAAGGGGCAGGCCAUGUGCUUCCUGGAGCAGCUGGGCACCAACCUCACGAUCAAGACGGAGCAUGCCGGCACAGUGGUAGACUUCCUGGUGGAGGAUGGAGUCCCCGUGGGCUACGGUGAGCCCCUGGCAGCCAUUCGCCCGUCUUUCCCCGGCAUCAUGAAGCUCACCUGA